CCGUGUAAUGUUUUUCACCUGUUCCCGCUGAGUACAUGAUUUGUAAAAUUCUUUAUCAUUUGGACACAUCUUCUUGUGGAACGAUGAUUUUGAUAGGAUUUUUGAUUUCUAUAUUUAUUCUAAGCAAUAAUUUGGUUAUUGCUGAAGAAUUCUACUGCAGGGAUAUCUAUGAAUACGACGCAAGCACUACUGGAGAAAUCAAAAGUCCUUUUUACGACGAUGGAGCCUACCCUAACAGACUUUGGUGCCAGUACAAGAUUACAGCUCCGGAAGGACAUAUGAUAAAGCUGACUUUCAAAGACUUGGACAUUGAUCCAACUUAUAGUUGUGGUUAUGAUGGUCUAGCCGUGUAUGGAAAAAAUAAAGAAGUUAGACUGGGAGUUUAUUGCGGCAAACAACUUCCUCAGCCUAUUCUCUCAAUUCCUGGAGAGAGUGAAAUGCAGCUUCUUUUCACGUCAGACGAAAUGGGAUCUGCCAAAGGAUUUCGAAUACAGUAUGAGUCUGCUCCCCAUUUACAGUUGUGUGCAACGAAUGAGGGGGUAUGCAGAAAUCGUAGAUGUUAUCGACUCAACAAAAAGUGUGAUGGCGUAGACGAUUGCGGUGAUGGAACGGAUGAAGAAAAAUGUGGUAAGCCCAUUGCACUGCCAUCUAACAAUUGUGGCGCAACUCCCAUACCGCCAAACACCAUCUACGGCUCUCCUGACCGCCAAGUGGGAGGAGUUGAAGCCAUACCAAACAGUUGGCCCUGGCAAGUUUCCCUACAGCAUAGCAAUAGAAAAGAGCCUAAUGACCAUUUCUGUGGAGGUUCUCUCAUAAGUCCACAGUGGGUAGUUACUGCUGCUCAUUGCGUGGUAUGGGUUUUAACACAGAGAUGUUGCCCUCUUAUAGAAAAGUCAUUUCCUAGAGUGGAAAGUUUUGUACUGCCACCUGGCGAGCAAAGUUCAUCGCCAUCUGGUGAGAAGGUGGUUCACCACAAAGGAUCUGGAUUUACCGAUGUUCUGAAACAAACUGAGCAAGUAGUGCAAGGUGAAGAAACAUGCAACAAUGUUUAUAGUCCACCAGUACAAAUCUGCGUUCACAAAAUAAACAACUCCCCAUGCCACGGUGACAGUGGUGGACCCCUUUCUUGUAAACUGGGAGAUAAAUGGUUUUUGAUGGGAGCUGUAAGCUAUGCCAGUGCCACCAAUUUCAUGGGCGGCCUCUGCGGAUUGCCAGAAAAUAGAGUUGUGUUUGCUGCAACAGCUGACAAAGCUGAUUGGAUUAAAAACAUUAUUAAUAAAUAUAACUAAAUACAUUUUGAAUGUAUAUUAGAUAGUCAAAUAAAAUAUUUGCUUAUCUAUGCGUUGUGAAUGUAUAUUAGAUAGUCAAAUAAAAUAUUUACUUAUCAA
Messenger RNA from Parasteatoda tepidariorum (common house spider), 1388 nucleotides. The record is from RefSeq and is a predicted model, not a curated record. NCBI's taxonomy places the organism in Eukaryota, Metazoa, Arthropoda, Arachnida, Araneae, Theridiidae.